Messenger RNA from Oryctolagus cuniculus (rabbit), 5480 nucleotides. The record is from RefSeq and is a predicted model, not a curated record. Lineage: Eukaryota; Metazoa; Chordata; Mammalia; Lagomorpha; Leporidae.
AAACAACAGGGCAGCAGAUUGGGGGCACAAGCGAAAGAAUUCAGCUGGUUUCUGUUACCCCCCAAAAUGGGAAUCACCAAUUUUUUGGGAAAGAUUUUUCAUUGAAAUAUUGCUUGUAAAGGAUCUUCGGUAUCAUUGCAGAGUGCAUUACGGCCACGUUGGCGAUGCAGAGGCUACCGUACUUGUUCCUCAGACCCCUGCGCUACUCUCAAGCAUUUUACUAUUUCUCUCCAGCGGACAGCCUCGAUCUGGCCGAGCCGCGGGCGCCCCCGCACGCCCCCGCACCUCAGCCGCGCCUCCUGGCGCAGAGCCUUCCGGGAGUUGUAGUCCCGUCUGCCGUCGGCUUGCGCUUACGCAUUUUCUGUGCGCCCGUCACGAACGACAUUGCUCGGCGCGGAUGGAGAGAGGUUGGGCCUGCGGGGUCGUCCGCUCCAUGUUGGGGUCACCCAGACACCCCAGUCUGGAGGGGGCCGUCCUCGCCCGAUCCACAGGCCGUGGCCGAAGGACCCGGGCGAGCGCCGCGGAGUCCGCAGCGAGGACCGAGCCGGCCUGGCGCUUACCCGCCUGGUGGCGGAUCCGCGAGGCGAGGGCAGCGGCGCCGUACGGGGUCGGUCCCUGUUGGAGGAUCGCGGGAGCCGGCCGCGGCGGGAGCGCGCAGCGCUGAUGAGGCCUCUGCCUCCCGCCUCAGGAGGACGCGGCUGAUGGGCGUCGGAGCCGAGGACCUCUGUGGCCGCGGCAGGGAAUGGGUCUGCGCUGCGGGCGGGGCCGCCAGGCGCACACCACGUGCACGAGGGUCCGGACGGCCUCCGUCUGGGUCCCACCUCUCCAGGAACAAGGUGCUUUGUGUGAUCGGAUCAGAAAACUGCAAGGUCAAGAGUGCAUCCUGGGCAGAGGGACCUCUGGCCGGAAACCCUUUCCUGGGGUCCCCAGGGAGAGGCAGCAAAGUCACACAACAGAGCAAGUCCUAGAAUGGUUGUUUGUUUCCCAAGAACAGCUGAAAAUCAACAAGUCCUGGGGACCAUUGUUUGUGGCUGUGUUUGUGGGUUUUACCUGGGAGGAGGAGAAGUUGCUGGACCCCGCUCAGAAGCACCUGUGAGGGAGUGUGAUGCUGGAGAACUAUAGCCUCCUGGUGUCACUAGGUUAUCAACAUGCCAUAGCCAAUGUCAUCUUGCAGCUGGAACGAGGAGAAGACCUGUGGAUGAUGCAGCCCAGAUCCCAAGUCCGGGCAUCCAGUUGUGCUAACGAAGCCUGGGAAAUUGAUGAACAUUUGGAAAAUCAGGACAAACUGAGAAGUGUGGCAAAAAGCCUUGAAUGUACUGCAUUUGGAAAACUAUGUUCUAGUACAGAUUACAUUUAUUCAAGACAAAAUCCUCACAAAAGUGGGCUUAAAAAAAGUUUGAAAGAUAAUAUAGAUUUCACUGCUAAUUAUGAUGGGAAGAAUGCUAAUGGGUUUCCUGUACAUGGAGAAUCAUUCUCCCAUUCUAAACACGAGCAGACUUUUAUUGGAAUAAAAUACUGUGAAAGUAAUGGAUCUGGGAGAACUGUCAAUAAGAAGUCACAACUUACAUGCCAACACAUGUUUAGGGGAGAAAAGCUCUUGGACUGCAGUUACUGCAAGAAAGCAUUCGGCAGCAAGUCACGCCUUCCGGUGCGUCAGCAAGCUCACAGGCAGGAGAAUCCCUGUGACUGCUGUGAGUGUGGGAAAGUCUGCAGCAGGCGAGAUCAGCUCCUUUCACACCAGAGAACUCACCUGGGACAGAAGUCCUGUGGGUGUGAUGAAUGUGGAAAAGCUUUUGAUUUGAAAUCACAGCUUAUUAUACAUCAAAUAAUUCAUUCAGGAGAAAAACCAUAUGAGUGUUGUGAGUGUUGGAAGGCCUUCAGUACAAAGUCAAACCUUAUGGUACAUCAAAGAACCCAUACAAGGGAGAAACCAUAUAGUUGUGGUGAGUGUGGAAAAGCCUUUAUGUUCAAGUCACAGCUUAUUGUACACCAGGGUGUUCAUACAGGAGUAAAGCCCUAUGCGUGUCUUCAGUGUGGAAAAGCAUUCAGUGUGAAGUCACAGCUUGUUAUACAUCAGAGAAGUCACACCGGGGACACACCCUAUGUGUGCAGCGAGUGCAGCAAAGCCUUCAGGAGCAAGUCAUACCUCGUUGUACAGAAGACUCAAACGGGAGAGAAGCUUCACGAAUGCAGUGAUUGUGGGAAAGUCUUUGGUUUUAAUUCACAACUUGUUACACAUCGGAGGAUUCACACAGGAGAGAACCCCUAUGAAUGCCACGAAUGUGGGAGUGCGUUCAGACGUAAAUACCAGCUCAUCUCACAUCAGAGAACUCAUGCAGGGGAAAGGCCUUAUGAAUGUAGUGCCUGUGGGAUAACUUUUGGUUUGAAAUCACAGCUUGCUGUACAUCAGAGAACUCAUACAGGGGAACCGGAUGGGUGUAAUGAAUGUCAGAAGGCCUUUAAUACCAAGUCAAACCUUAGUGUACACCAAAGAACUCACGGGGAGAAACGAUAUGGUUGCAUUCCGUGUGGAAAUGCCUUUACAUUCAAGUCGCAGCUCAUCGUGCAUCAGGGAGCUCACACUGGAGUAAAGCCCUAUGGAUGCAGUCAGUGUGGAAAGCCUUUGUUGAAGUCUCAGCUCGUCGUCCAUCAGAGAAGUCACACGGGAGAAACCAUAUGAUGCAGCGAAUGUGGAAAGGCCCUCAGGAGCAAGUCCUGCCUCAUCAUACCUAAGAGAAUGCACAUGGGAGAGAAACCACACGGAUGCAGUGAGUGUGGGAAAUCCUUCCGUUUCAAUUCACAACUCACUGUGCAUCAGAGAACGCACACAGGAGAGAAUCCCUGUGAAUGCAAUGGAUGUGGGAACGCCUUUAAUAGGAAAGACCAGCUCAUUUCACAUCAGCGAACUCAUGCAGGAGAAAAACCUUUCGGGUGCAGUGAAUGCGGAAAAGCCUUUAGCAGCAGGUUCUACCUCAUCGUACACAUGAGAACACACUCGGGGGAGAAACCGCACGAAUGCAGUCAGUGUGGGAAGACCUUCAUUUGGAGGUCACUACUCGUUGUCCAUGAGUGAACUCAUACAGGGGAAAACCUUUAUAAGUGCAGUCACUGUGAGAAGCCAUUCAGUGGGAAACUACAGCUCCUUGUACACCAGAGGACACACAUGAGGGAGAAACCCCAUGGAUGCAGUGAGUGCCAAAAAGCCUUCCUUAGGAAAUGUCAGCUCAUUGUACAUCAGAGAACUCAUUCAGGAGAGAAACCCUAUGGAUGUAACGAAUGUGGAAAACUCUUUUCUCAGAAAUCAAUCCUUAGUGCAAACCAGAGAACACACACAGGAGAACCCUGUAAAUGCACUGAAUGCGGUGAAGCCUUUUGUUGGAAAUCACAGCUCAUUAUGCGUCAGAAGACUCAUGCAGAUGAGAAACACAUUGAGGACUCACAUGUUAAGAACUUCCUCUCGCAAGUCGUGUCACAGAAGAUGCAAGCAAGAUAGUGUGAAAGAGAAACUGGAGCUGGAAUCACUGCACACUGAACAGAAUACAGAGGCAUUCGCAGCUGGUGUUUACAUACUCACGGGCACACACUCAAAGCAGAAAGUAGAGGAGCUCUGAAUUCAGCCUCCAUAUGAAAGCUUCAGCCAGCAACAAGUCACACUUUUUAAAAACAGUUAUAGAAGUGAGGAAACAUCUGAGUGUAAUGGAUGUUGGUCAUUUUAUUAAUUACAUAAAAAUAACAAAGAGGAAACCAUGGGGUAAAUGAAGAUAUAAUUUACUCCUUUGAAAUUCAUGAUUUAUUAAACGUUAGGAUUUUACUGAGAGCCAGUAAAUGGCAGGAUUAUCAAAAGUGUUAAUUUUUUAAAAAGAUUUUAUUUGAGAGGUAGAGUUACAGACAGAGGGAGAGACAGAGAAAGGUCUUCCAUCUGUUGGUUCACUCCACAGAUGGCUGCAGCUACCAGAACUGGGCUGAUCCGAAGCUGGAAGCCAGGAGCUUCUUCUGGGUCUCCCUCAGGGAUGCAGGAGCCCAAGCACUUGGACCACCUUCCACUCCUUCCCCAGGUGCAUUAGCAUGGAGCUGGAUGGGAAGUGGAGCCGCUGGAACCUAAAUGGUACCCAUGUGGGGUGCGGGUGCCACAGGUGGCGGCUUUACCCACUAUACCACAGUGCCGGCCUCUUGUUAACAUUUUUUUACAGAAGCUCAUAUCUUAGACGACCCAUGUUUAUAUUAUGGAAAUUCUAAAAAUGACAGACUUCCGGCCGGCGCCGCAGCUCACUAGGCUAAUCCUCCACCUAGCGGCGCCGGCACACCAGGUUCUAGUCCCGGUCGGGGCGCCGGAUUCUGUCCUGGUUGCCCCUCUUCCAGGCCAGCUGUCUGCUGUGGCCAGGGAGUGCAGUGGAGGAUGGCCCAGGUGCUUGGGCCCUGCACCCCAUGGGAGACCAGGAUAAGUACCUGGCUCCUGCCAUCGGAUCAGCGCGGAGCGCCGGCCUCAGCGCGCCGGCCGCGGCGGCCAUUGGAGGGUGAACCAACGGCAAAGGAAGACCUUUCUCUCUGUCUCUCUCUCUCACUGUCCACUCUGCCUGUCCAAAAAAAAAAAAAAAGACUUCCAUGGGGAGGAAAAAUAGUAUAUGGAUGGUCUGUGAAUAAAUUAAGUAAUAGUAGAAAGAGUCACUCCGUAAAGUAUCACAAGGUUUACUCUAAAAAUAUGUAUUAUUGUAAUUGGAAAAUUUCCCUCAAAAAUUUCUUUUAGAAAUUAUUUUAAGAUUUUAUUUAUUUGAAAGGAGUUAGAGGGAAGGAGAGACAGAGAAAGGUCUUCCGUUCAUUGAUUCUCCAAAUGGCUGCAACAGCUGGAGCGGAGCCAAUCCGAAUCCAGGAGCUUCUUCUGGGUCUCCCACGUAGCUGCAGGGGUCCAAGCACUUGGGCCACUGCACUGCUUUCCCAGGUGGUAGCAGAGAGUUGGAAGAGGAGCAACCCGAACACGAACCAGCACCUAUGUGGGAUGUCAGCACCACAGGCAGAGGCUUAGCCCACUGUGCCACAGCAUAGGCCGCAUCGGAAGUAUUUUACGGGAAAUUCUGUUCCAAAUUUCCAGAAAAACAUUGGAGAAAAAAUUAAAUGGUAAUAGAGUGUAAUUCUGUUUUUUAGUGUGAAAAAAAUAUGAUCAGGGUACCAAGAAAUAAGUCCUAAGACAGGGAUAUUUAGAUAGCCUUGUGUGUACUAUAUUGUGAAUUUUAUACAGUUUGGCAUUCUGUUGUGAGUGCCAUAGGUGGAAGGCUAAUUAGAUAACAAAUUAUCCUCCCCUAGGGAUUUCCAUCCUGCAUAAUAACAUUUUUUUUUUUCCUAACAUUUUUAAUGCAAUUUUAUGGCUUAUUAAAAGUGAUUUAAGUACUAAUUACCAACAUUUUUGCUAUUAUUUUCUGUCCUCUGUAAGGGGUCCUGUGACAGCCACCUUGUUUGUUACAGAAAUAAACAUAGUGCACAGUUCA